This is a messenger RNA of Medicago truncatula (barrel medic), 4313 nucleotides long. RefSeq names its product spliceosome-associated protein 130 A. Lineage: Eukaryota; Viridiplantae; Streptophyta; Magnoliopsida; Fabales; Fabaceae. Gene Ontology annotation, molecular function: protein binding; nucleic acid binding. The transcript is spliced from 4 exons. Gene Ontology annotation, cellular component: nucleus. The record is from RefSeq and is a predicted model, not a curated record. The coding region runs from base 178 to 3855 and encodes 1225 amino acids.
AUUAUUUUCCUUUCCUUCACUCAUUAGAAGAGUAUAUAAACACCAUUCUCCAUAACCAAAAACACGAUUAUCAAAUCGUAAUCGAUAACCCAACCGCUAUAACCGUAAACCCUUCACAAUUACCAUAUCGAAAUCUCUAAAACCCUAAACCCUUCUGUGCAUCGCUUUGUCAUAGCCAUGUAUCUCUACAAUCUCACUCUGCAACGACCCACCGGCAUUGUCUGUGCAAUCAACGGCAACUUCUCCGGCUCAGACGACGGUAUUACCCAAGAAAUCGUCGUCGCCAGAGGCAAGGUUCUCGAACUUCUUCGCCCCGACAAAUUUGGCCGCAUUCAAUCAAUCCUUUCCGUCCAAGUUUUCGGCACCAUUCGCUCCCUGUCUCAGUUCCGUCUCACCGGAGCUCAGAAAGACUUCAUCGUCGUCGGUUCUGACUCCGGCAGAAUCGUAAUCCUUGAUUACAACAAACAGAAAAACGUUUUUGAUAAAAUUCACCAAGAAACUUUUGGGAAAUCAGGUUGCCGGAGAAUUGUUCCUGGUCAGUAUCUUGCAAUUGAUCCUAAAGGUAGAGCUGUUAUGAUUGCUGCUUGUGAAAAAAAGAAGCUUGUUUAUGUUUUGAAUAGAGAUAGUUUAGCUAGGUUAACAAUUUCUUCGCCUUUAGAAGCAAAUAAAUCUCAUACUAUUGUUUUUUCAAUUUGUGCUGUUGAUUGUGGUUUUGAAAAUCCUAUAUUUGCUGCUAUUGAAUUGGAUUGUUCUGAUGCUGAUCAGGAUGCUACUGGUGUGGCAGCUUCUCAAGCUCAGAAGCAUUUGAUUUUUUAUGAACUUGAUUUGGGUCUUAAUCAUGUUUCUAGGAAGUGGUCUGAUCAGGUUGAUAAUGGUGCUAAUAUGCUUGUGACUGUUCCUGGUGGUGCUGAUGGCCCUAGUGGGGUGCUUGUUUGUGCUGAAAAUUUUGUUAUUUAUAAGAAUCAGGGUCAUCCGGAUGUUAGGGCUGUGAUUCCAAGACGUGCUGAUUUGCCUGCCGAGCGUGGUGUUCUCAUUGUUUCGGCUGCUAUGCAUAAAACGAAGAAUUUGAAACCUGAGGAGUUUAAAUUGUUCUUCCUUUUGCAGACUGAGUAUGGUGAUAUCUUUAAGGUAACUUUGACUGACGGUGGUGGUGACCGUGUCUCUGAAUUGAAUAUUAAGUAUUUUGAUACUAUUGCUGUUGCUGUAUCAAUUUGUGUGCUCAAGUCGGGGUUCUUGUUUGCAGCUUCCGAGUUUGGGAAUCAUGCAUUGUAUCAAUUUAAGGGAAUAGGGGAUGAUGAUAAUGAUGUGGUAGCAUCGUCUGCGAGUCUGAUGGAAACAGAAGAGGGUUUUCAGCCUGUGUUUUUCCUGCCAAGGAGACUCAAAAACCUUGUUAGGAUUGACCCAGUUGAGAGUUUAAUGUCUAUCAUGGAUAUGAAGGUCAGUAAUCUCUUCGAAGAAGAGACUCCUCAAAUUUUUACUCUUUGUGGGCGCGGUCCUCGGUCUUCUUUGAGGAUCAUGAGAACUGGUUUGGCGGUUAGUGAGAUGGCGGUUUCCAAGCUUCCUGGUAUACCUAGUGCUGUUUGGACCGUGAAGAAGAAUGUUAUGGAUGAGUUUGAUUCGUAUAUCGUUGUGUCCUUCACAAAUGCCACACUUGUGCUUUCCAUUGGUGAGACUGUCGAAGAAGUCAGCAACAGUGGUUUUCUGGAUACUGCUCCAUCCCUUGCCGUUUCUUUGAUUGGCGAUGAUUCUAUCAUGCAGGUUCAUCCAAAUGGUAUUAGGCAUAUUAGGGAGGACGGCCGUACGAAUGAGUGGCAAACUUCUGGAAAGAGGACAAUUGCAAAAGUUGGGUCCAAUAGACUUCAGGUUGUUAUUGCGCUGAACGGAGGGGAGCUUGUAUAUUUUGAAGUCGAUGUAACUGGUCAGUUGAUGGAGGUGGAGAAGCAUGAAAUGUCAGGAGAUGUUGCUUGUUUGGAUAUUGCUCCAGUGCCUAAAGGCAGACUAAGAUCCCGUUUUCUUGCAGUUGGCUCAUAUGACAAUACGAUCCGAAUCUUAUCACUGGAUCCCGAUGAUUGUAUGCAGACUCUAAGUAUACAAAGUCUUUCUUCAGCUCCGGAAUCUCUUCUUUUCCUUGAAGUCCAAGCAUCUGUUGGUGGUGAGGAUGGUGCAGAUCAUCCUGCUAGCCUUUUCCUAAGUGCUGGUUUGCAGAGUGGUGUCUUGUCUAGAACUGUGGUGGAUACGGUCACAGGUCUUCUUUCUGAUGCCCGUUCCCGAUUCUUAGGAUUAAAAGCCCCAAAGCUGUUUCCAAUUAUUUUAGGAAGAAAGUGUGCAAUGCUUUGCCUGUCAAGUCGACCUUGGCUUGGUUAUAUUCACCAAGGACAUUUCCUUUUAACGCCCCUUUCAUAUGAAACCCUUGAAUAUGCUGCCUCAUUUUCAUCUGACCAAUGUUUGGAAGGUGUAGUGUCUGUUUCUGGCGAGGCAUUGAGGAUUUUUACCGUUGAAAGGUUAGGAGAAACAUUUAAUCAGACUGUUAUUCCUCUUAGAUACACGCCAAGGAAAUUGGUGCUGCAACCGAAACGAAAACUUCUGGUGGUGAUUGAGAGUGAUCAAGGAGCACUUACUGCAAAAGAGCGUGAAGCUGCAAGGAAAGAGUGUUUUGAGGCUGCUCAGACUGGGGAAAAUGCGACUGGAAGUGAAGAUCAAAUGGAGAAUGAUGGGGAGGAUGAGGAUCAAGGCGAUUCCCUCUCUGACGAGCAUUACGGCUAUCCAAAAUCUGAAUCAGAUAAGUGGGUAUCCUGCAUCAGAGUUCUUGAUCCAAGGACAGGAAAUACGACAUGUCUUCUGGAGCUUCAGGAGAAUGAGGCUGCAUUCAGCAUAUGCACCGUAAAUUUUCAUGACAAGGAGUACGGAACCCUUUUAGCUGUUGGCACAGCAAAGGGGCUGCAGUUUACACCCAAAAGGAGUUUAACUGUUGGAUUUAUUCAUAUAUAUAGGUUUCUAGAUGAUGGAAGGUCUCUUGAACUUCUUCACAAAACUCAGGUUGAGGGUGUUCCUCUUGCUCUAUGUCAGUUUCAAGGAAGAUUACUUGCAGGAAUAGGACCUGUGCUCAGGCUAUAUGAUUUGGGAAAAAGACGAUUAUUAAGAAAAUGUGAGAAUAAGUCAUUUCCCAUUUCGAUUGUCUCUAUUCAUGCCUACCGUGAUCGAAUUUAUGUAGGUGACAUCCAAGAGUCUUUCCAUUACUGCAAGUAUAGACGGGAUGAAAACCAACUUUACAUAUUUGCUGAUGAUUCCGUUCCAAGAUGGCUUACUGCAUCAUACCACAUAGAUUUUGACACCAUGGCAGGUGCAGACAAAUUUGGAAAUAUUUUUUUUGCACGGUUGCCUCAGGAUGUUUCUGAUGAGGUAGAAGAAGAUCCUACUAGUGGGAAGAUCAAGUGGGAGCAGGGAAAGCUGAAUGGAGCUCUCAAUAAGGUUGAAGAAAUUGUACAAUUCCAUGUAGGGGAUGUGAUCACAAGCUUGCAAAAAGCUGCUCUUGUACCAGGUGGUGGAGAGUGCAUUGUAUAUGGAACCGUUAUGGGAUGUGUUGGCGCAUUACACGCGUUUACUUCACGAGAUGAUGUUGAUUUCUUUUCUCAUUUGGAGAUGCAUAUGAGACAGGACAAUCCUCCUUUGUGUGGAAGAGACCACAUGGCUUAUAGAUCUGCCUAUUUUCCUGUUAAGGAUGUGCUUGAUGGGGACCUAUGUGAGCAAUUCCCAACAUUGCCGAUGGAUUUGCAGAGAAAAAUUGCUGAUGAAUUGGACAGGACCCCUGGAGAGAUACUAAAGAAACUUGAGGAACUACGAAAUAAGAUUAUUUAACAAAUGCUUGUAGAGAGGGGAAAAUUCUGCACUUGUGCAAUAUUUUUAAGAGACCUGCAAAAGGUCAUUUACUUUUUCCCGCUUUGAUUGGUUAUGUCUUCAAAUCGUUCUGGUAGCUUCCUGUAGUGAUCACCGUUGGCAUCUCAUGGGUUUUUGUCCUUUCAUUCUUGCUAAUGAAACUAUAGAGAUUUGUUAUAUAUAUAUAUAUAUAUAUAUAUAUAUAUUAGUUAGAGGGAAGAUGAAAUACUACAUGUUUGUCCUUCAGAUUAGAACUUUUGUAGCUAAUGUUGUGGUUUAUAGAUGAGUUUUUAUGUUGCCAUGUAGCAAAUCUUAUAUUAUUUUAAGUUUUAUUAAGGAGGAUAGGAGUGGCUUUUACUGAUUGGUACAUAUGAAAGAAUAGUAAUGGGAAGGUUGUCCAGGUUGAGGUCUGGAACGAAAAAAGGCGGCCGUAAGCAAUC